UGCCACAUUACUACUGGAUGCAUUAUCAAAUGAAGCAUUAAAAAUUUUAUCAUCUACUCUAUAAGCUUUAGCUAUUUUUCCAUAGCUUGAUCACCUCUCCACUCAUCAAGAGGAAGAGGGGAAAAAAUCAAGAACUUCUUCGCCCUUGGCCCAAUGGCUAUAAGGAGAUGUAACGUUCCCGGCCCGGCCCGGCCCGGUAAGUAAGAUCAAAUCCCAAUCUAUAACAGCCAUCAUCGGAGCUUAGCGGGAAACUAAAAGUACACGUGUCCGCUUCCUAACCACGAAAUGAAUAGAUUUGGAACGUGGCUGAGAUCGAAGUUAUUCUUGGCCCUCUCUCUCUCCCCUCUUUUGCAAAGGUUUCGAUGAUGGCAGCGCUGGCGACGGCUCUCCGAUCGGUGAUGCAGAGAGUUCACCGGGCGGCGGAGAAAGCUGGCAGGCAAUCGGAGGAGGUGAGGGUCGUCGCCGUCGGCAAGACGAAGCCUGUGUCUCUUGUUCGCCAACUGUAUGAUACCGGUCAUCGAUAUUUUGGGGAGAAUUAUGUUCAGGAGUUCAUCGACAAGGCCCCUCAGCUCCCAGCAGAUAUUCAGUGGCAUUUCAUUGGACACCUGCAAACCAACAAAGUCAAAACCCUUUUAGCUGCUGUUCCCAAUCUCGACAUGGUUGAGAGUGUAGACAGUGAAAAGCUAGCUAAUCAUCUUAAUCGUGCGGUUGCUACCAUGGGGAGGAAAGCUCUUAAAGUUUUAGUCCAAGUAAAUACAAGUGGAGAAGAGUCAAAAUCUGGUGUAGAUCCCUCAAAUUGUGUAGAAUUGGCUAAGCAUGUUAAACUAGGAUGUCCGAACCUUGUUUUCUCUGGUCUGAUGACAAUAGGGAUGAAAGACUACUCAUCAACCCCAGAAAAUUUCAAGGCAUUAUCAAAUUGUAGAACCAAUGUGUGCAAGGCUCUAGGGAUUCCAGAGGAAUCGUGUGAACUAUCAAUGGGCAUGUCUGGAGAUUUCGAGCAAGCAAUUGAAAUGGGGAGCACAAAUGUUAGAAUUGGUUCCACUAUAUUUGGACCACGGAUGUACCCUAUGAGAAAUGAAAACUAAUGACCUACGACUUUGUCAUAGUAUUGCUCAAUAUGGGCUGUAUAUAGUAAUUUGUUUUGGUAAAAUUUUGAUGAGUUUAUAUAUAUAUUAUCUGUGUUGUAACUUGUAAAUAGUGACAACAUGGUAUGUCAAGCACGAACUAAGUUAUUUGACAAUUGCAUGCUCUAUGUUGCGGUGAUCA
Messenger RNA from Asparagus officinalis (garden asparagus), 1266 nucleotides. Its product is annotated as proline synthase co-transcribed bacterial homolog protein-like. The transcript is spliced from 7 exons. Gene Ontology annotation, molecular function: pyridoxal phosphate binding. The record is from RefSeq and is a predicted model, not a curated record. Lineage: Eukaryota; Viridiplantae; Streptophyta; Magnoliopsida; Asparagales; Asparagaceae. Gene Ontology annotation, cellular component: intracellular anatomical structure. Bases 363 to 1085 code for a protein of 240 amino acids.